Molecule: messenger RNA, 1071 nt
Organism: Eimeria mitis
Lineage: Eukaryota; Apicomplexa; Conoidasida; Eucoccidiorida; Eimeriidae
Exons: 1
Coding region: 1-1071 (356 amino acids)
Source: RefSeq, a predicted model, not a curated record
AUGACGGCUAUAGCCCUCCUGUGCUUAUGUGCGCUCACCAUCCUCUCGCGAGAGGCUUUGGCUGGAUACAGACCUCGCCCGCCUCUUGCCGGUGGCGCAGGCCGUGGCUUCGGCCCCGGAGGGCGUGGCCCCGUUCCCUAUGGAGCGGGCGGCCCCGGGCGCUUCGGACCAGGUGGGCAGGGCCCAGGUGGUAUGCGCGGUCCCGGUGGCCUUAUGGGAGCAAGGGGACCUGGCCCUGUUAUUCCACCUAGCCUUAGUGGCCCGGGGAGUCAAAUGGGGGUGCCCCCUGCAGGAGGAGCCCACGCAGGAAUUCCCGGAGGGAUGCCAGCGGGAGGGCGCUUUGACUUCUCUUCCGCCUCGCAUUGGUCUAACUUUGGACCCGGUCACCAAUACCCCUCGGUACCCAUGGGAAAUCUACAGGGAGGCCUCCCUGGAGCUCAACUGCCGACCGGCGAAGAUAUUGCUGGAGGAGCAUUACCGGCGGAUGAUCCACUGACCGCUGAUCCAUCUAACGACCUGUUCAACUACAUGCUGCAAAACGAGGAUUCGCUUUCGAACCAGGCACCUUCGACCAGCUGGUUCGCAAGGAGCUUGGACAGUAACGAGUCGAGUGAGACAGCGUCUGCCGAAGGCAUGGGAGUAGAAGAUGGCAAUAGAGACGAAACUGAGGGCGAGCGCGAGAAGGCAGAGAACGACGAAAGCCCCCCGAAAGAAAGCAACGAGAACAGUGUCUUUUUGGCAAAGAGAGAGGACAGUAGGAAAGAACAAGGGAAUGAAGAGGCAAAAAAGGAGGCAUUAAAGGCAAAAGAGACACUGGCACACGAACAACUGAAGAAGAAACAUCAUAAGGCAGACGAGGCAAAGGAAGAAGAGGCAAAGAAAGAAGAGGCAAACAAAAGUAAGACAGACGAGGCACUCGAUAAAGAAGAGACAGACAACGGAAAUGAUGACGAAAAUGAGGAGGGCACAAGCAGCAGCGGCACACACAAACUGGAAUCACACAAGAAAGAGUCGCACGCAGAGGAGUCCCACAAGGAAGAGUCCCAUCAAGAGGAGCACACAAGCGCCUAA